This is a messenger RNA of Arachis ipaensis, 1093 nucleotides long. Lineage: Eukaryota; Viridiplantae; Streptophyta; Magnoliopsida; Fabales; Fabaceae. The record is from RefSeq and is a predicted model, not a curated record.
CCCCCCACCCCCACCCGACCCCACGCCUCCCACCCCCAAUCCAAAGCUCUCAGUCUCAGCCUCUCACCGUCACACUCUCCUCUCACCGUCGCGCUCUCCUCUCUGCAGUAGCGCACGACACUCGCCCCACAACCUGAACGACGUUCGCACACAGUGCACGACCCUCGUCCCUCGCAGGCUCGCACCCAGCGCCAGCAGUAGCAGAGCACGAGCCUCCUUCCUCGCACCCAGCAGUAGCAGAGCCCGAACCUCGCAACCUCACACCCAGCAGUAACAGAGCCACAACCCUCGCCAGUCGCCACCCACAACACAGCACCCACCAGUCACCGAUUCAAGUCUCCCACCCAGCCACCGAUUCAAGUCAGAUAUGGAGCCCGAGCCACCGAGUCAGGUUAGACUAGGCACUGCAAGAGGCGCAGAGGUAGUGAAAGUGGCAGUCAUGGCACUCUAUGCUCUUUUGAUUGCUUUCGGUCUGUGCAAGGCGCUUCCCCUAGCCAGUAUUUUCCUUUGUGCCUUGACCUUACCAAUUGGAAACUUGGUAGUGAGAUUUGUGCAAGAAAAUCAUAAGGAAAAAAGCAAUGUCUUCAUGGCAAAGUACUUCUGUGUGAGGUUACAUGCUUUGUUUGGAGCAGCUCUGGCUUGUGGGUUGGUAGCGGUUAGAGUGGUUUAACAACAGUUCUAUGCAUGCAAGAGACCAUAUCUCUGAAGAUGGAAGUUGUCUCAGAAUUUUAUACUGAUUCUUUGCAUUCUUCAUUUCAAGUGUUUUUCAUUUGCCUCCACUUCUUAUGGCCAAAUAAAUAGUGGAGAAAAUUUAUAUCUUAUAUGUUGAGAUACCAAUCUAGUUAGGAGUCUCACUUAGGCUUUUUUGAUAGUUUAACAUUUUUUGGUGUUACAUACAAGGACACAUACCUUUGUUUGUUUUCAAAUCUGAUUGCUCCUUGUCCAGUUGUCCCUAAUGAUGUAAUUGCAUAGUUUGUAGUCCAAGUGAAUAUAUGCACGGUUGAUUCUUCUAUGUUACCUAAGAAACUCUAGAAUGGAAAUCCAAUUUACCACAUGUUCUCUACAAUUAAAAUGUGUAAUGAAUUUUUCAUUC